Messenger RNA from Salvelinus sp. IW2-2015, 2082 nucleotides. Lineage: Eukaryota; Metazoa; Chordata; Actinopteri; Salmoniformes; Salmonidae. The record is from RefSeq and is a predicted model, not a curated record.
AUGGAGACAGCCCUGGUCACACCAGUCUUACUGCAAAUAGGACUUCCAGAGCAGUACUACAGCCUGACRUGGUUUCUUAGUCCCAUCCUGGGCCUSAUCCUCACCCCUCUCAUUGGCUCAGCCAGCGACCGCUGCACCCUGAAAUGGGGCCGAAGGAGACCCUUCAUCCUGGCACUCUGUGUGGGGGUGUUACUGGGCGUUUCUCUCUUCCUCAAUGGUUCCCUCCUAGGAUUAGCCCUCGGGGACGUUCCCAGCAGGCAGCCCAUUGGGAUAGUGCUGACCGUGCUGGGUGUGGUUCUACUGGACUUCAGUGCAGACGCCUCAGAUGGGCCUAUCAGAGCCUACCUGUUGGAUGUAGCCGACACAGAGGAGCAGGACAUGGCCCUCAACAUACAUGCCUUCUCUGCAGGGCUGGGAGGAGCGGUUGGCUACGUGCUGGGUGGCUUGGACUGGACCAGCACCAUCCUGGGCACGGCCUUCAAGUCCCAGGAGCAGAUCCUGUUUGUGUUUGCUGCCGUCAUCUUCACCAUAUCUGUGAUUCUACACAUGUUCAGUAUCAAGGAGGAGAGUUUUGAGGCUCGUGGUGACACUCCGGGAGAGGGAGACUCCGAUAGCCUGUCCUCCUCAGGGAAACUGAAGGGGGGCUUGGYGGGGCCUCGUAGUAUACCUCAGCUGGAUGUUAUAGGAGAGGAGGACACCCAGUCAGAGAGAGAGCUCUUCAUCAACGUGGACAGGGUGAGGAGUAAGAGCGACUCGGUGCUGGCCAUGCCUGACGCCACCAUCGAGCUGGACUCAGACCUGGACCAGGACGGUCAUUUCUUGGCAGACAUUGAGCCCUCCAUCUUUCAGGACUACCCCCAAGAUUUCUACCCUGGCACYCCUCAGAGACACUACAGUGGAUGGGGCAUCCAGGACCAGGAAGGCCCCCAGCCCGAGGCUCAGGCAGACAGCCAGCUGCCCCUCUUCCACCAGGACCCCUCCCCYUACUACAGCAGGGAKCWYAYGUUGCUCAACAACCAGACCAACCAGGGAGCCAAGUGCCUCAACGGGGCCUCAGCGGCCCCGGCCGUCCCCUCCAACCACACGGCCCGCGGGGCCAACAGCCAGGGCCGUAUGCCAGGCCUGAGGCCGUCCAACACCAGCACCACUGCCGGGGCACGCCGCUUCCCCCACACCUUCUACCGCCAGCCGUCAUUUACAUUCUCUUACUAUGGCCGCGUGGGUUCAACACGAUACCGCCACCGCAGAAACACCAUGGGCAAUCCGGCCGGCGCCAACCUCCGCAUCAAGACCUCGCAGAGCAUGAACGACAUCUACGAGCACAUGCAGCGGCGGCAGCAGAGGAGAGAGCUCCAGCAGAGCAGCACCACACUGUCCAGCAGUGACUCUGAGAGUGACGACGGGGACGAGGRGGGCACCACGGUCAAGCUGCUGUGGCUGUCCAUGCUGAAGAUGCCCCCCCAGCUGCUGAGGCUCUGCGUCUGUCAUCUCCUCACCUGGUUCUCCAUCAUCGCUGAGGCAGUCUUCUACACAGACUUCAUGGGACAGGUCAUCUAUGAUGGAAAACCCACAGCUCCUGCUAACUCCACUGAACUGCAGAACUACCAUAAAGGAGUCCAGAUGGGCUGCUGGGGACUGGUUGUCUAUGCUGCUAGUGCAGUCUGCUCAGCUGUGCUCCAGAAGUACCUGGACAACUACGACCUGAGCAUUAAGGUCAUCUACAUCCUGGGUACUCUGAGCUUCUCUGGGACCGCCGUCAUGGCGAUCUUCUCUAACGUCUACGUUGCCAUGGUGAUGAUCAGCACCAUGGGCAUCAUCUCCAUGAGUAUCUCCUACUGCCCCUACGCUCUGCUGGGCCAGUACACGAGAACAAGCAGUACAUCCACCACAGUCCGGGGAAGUCGCGACGAGGCUUCGGCAUCGACUGUGCCAUACUGUCGUGCCAGGUGUACAUUGCCCAGAUCCUGGUGGCGUCUGCGCUGAGCACGGUGGUGGACGUGGUGGGCAGCGUGCGGGUCAUCCCAAUGAUGGCCUCUGGAGGCUCCUUCCUGGGCUUCCUCACCUCCACCUUCCUGGUCAUCU